AUAAGUGCUGGCAAAAACUGGCAGAUGCAGUUGCCCAACACUUACAAAACACUGCAACUGGACGACACAAAAGUCCACGCUGGGUACAAAAUAUAUUUGUUUAUUAUUUGUAUAUAUAUAAACACAAAACUGAAACAAUUGACGCAGCUAUGAAUCAAUUCCACACACCCUCAUUCGGUGACGAAGUGUUCGAGAUGAAUGAAACCCCCGUGGAUCAGACACAACAACAAACUGCUAUUGUCGCAUACUUCAAUAGCCAGAGCCGGCGGCAGGAGCCAACGAUGUCGGGCUGCCACAACAAACUGAUAGUUUAAGUGAAUUUUACUGGAUUGAACAGAAUCGAAUGCUUUUCCAGCUGAGUACAUGCAUUAAUGAAGGGGCUCGCAACUGGAUACCAGCUUUCAUAAUCGUUUUAUAAUAGUUCAAAAAGAGCCCAAUUGGAAGCGUUCAAGUGGAGCUGCGCUUCUCUUGGAUUUGUAUUAGUUUGUGUGCGUGUGCGAGUGUGUGUGCGUGCGUGUGUGUGUGUGUGUAUGUUUAGUGUGCCCGCCAGCCCUAGAUGAUGGCAUCAGUAAGCGCAUGAGGGUUAUCGAUACAAAGCAACAACAAUUAACAGCAAAAGGCAUCGCAAACGCUUAUCAACAAACAACACGCACACAAACAUAUACAUAUACACAAACAAACAAACACACACACAGCCACACACACGCACGCACACUCAAUCAGCAGGUUGUGUGGACGCAACGCGUCUGCCGCGUCUCUCUCCGCGCCCCAACAACCAUAUGCGCCUCCAUAGAGCCUCACGGCGAAUAAGUAGGCUAAGCAGCCUGGAUCACUCCACGCUGGUUGACGACGACGAGGAGGAGCACAUGGACUACGAUACGCCCAGCAGCUACGCCAGCAACCAGAUGACAACAAAUCAACAGCAGCAGCAGCAGCUGCUGCCACAACAGGCGCCCGCCAAGCCGCUGGCGCCGUACGCGCUCUUCUUUCGCGACACCAUGACGGCCAUCAAGCAACAGAAUCCCGCCUGCACACUGGAGCAGAUCACGGCCAUAGCGCUCAACAUGUGGGAGUCGAUGGACGAGAAGCAGAAGAACGUCUACGAUCAGCGGCACGAGCUGGAGAAGCGCGAAUAUGUGCGACAGCUGCGCGAUUAUCAGCGCAACCAGCAGCAAGUCGAGGCAGCUUCAGCUGCCACUGAAGCCCAGCAACAACAGCCGCCCGCAGAGCAGCCGACGCCGGCCGAAAGUUUGCCCAGCAAAGAGGAGCCGCCAGUAGCAGCAGCAGUUGCCGCCGACGCCGCAGAGCCUGCAGUGGCGCAAGCGCCGCUGCCGCCGCCGCCAUCGGAUCACAUACAGCUGCUAACGGAAGCGGCGGCCGUGCAAAAAUGUACGCGCGAACAAUGCAAUAAGCCAGCGAUAAUAAAUCCUGAUUGGGAGGACGAAUAUUGCAGUAAUGAGUGCGUUGUCAUACAUUGUCGCAAUGUGUUUACCGAGUGGGCGCGUUCGCUGCAAAACUCGCCCACGUAGUAACUGUACUUAGUAGUCGCACUUGUAGGUAUUAACUAAAAAAAAAAAACAACAAUAAAAGUAGCUAAUAAAACACAAUCGCCGAUCAG
Molecule: messenger RNA, 1618 nt
Organism: Drosophila montana
Lineage: Eukaryota; Metazoa; Arthropoda; Insecta; Diptera; Drosophilidae
Product: TOX high mobility group box family member 4
Exons: 3
Coding region: 780-1529 (249 amino acids)
Biological process (GO): regulation of transcription by RNA polymerase II
Cellular component (GO): nucleus
Molecular function (GO): chromatin DNA binding
Source: RefSeq, a predicted model, not a curated record